AUGGCUUUUACCGGUGAAUACACAAAUUUAGACGCAUGCCGGAUUUGUUCAAAGAAAAAAUCUGAAUCGUCUUACUUUUAUCAUUUAAGUCCCCGUAUUUCCAUUGCUAAGCUUUUUGAAAACAAGGUUCUAGCUAAAAUUAUGAGAUUUUUGCCCCGACGCUCACCACACACUGACAAAUUACGAGAUGUUUUUGAUGGCGAAAAUUAUAAAGCAUUGUCCAACGAGGUGAUUAAAUGCCGUGACGGACCCGGUAGUGAGUUCCACCCCCAACCUGAUGGUGUCAAACAUUUUGAGCAUUCUGAUGACUCGAUACAGCUGGUUCUAUCUAUAAACAGCGAUAUAACCAAUGUUCUUUCUUUUGGUCACAAGGAAGUAAUUGUUUUCACAGCCACUAUUCACAAUCUUCCUUUAAGCAUUCGUUCAUCGCGUCGUUUCAUUUUGCCUUUGAUGUCCAUUCCAAAAAUUAAAAGGAAGAAUGCAUUUGGCCAAGACACUGACUUUGGUUCCGUUCUCGUGCCUAUUGUUGAAGAUCUCAAGGACCUUGGUAUGCAAGGUAUGAAAGUCUACGACGCAUAUACUCAAUCUGAAAUAACUGUUCGGUGCAUUUGCCCAUAUUUUUCUGGUGACAUUCCUGAUGUCAAUAACAUCUCUGGGUAUUGUUCCCAUAACGCUACAAUGCCCUGUCGGUUUUGCAAAUUGCUUAGAAUUUCUAAAAGCCUGACAACCUUCUUGUUCAUGAACCCUGGUCGAAAUCCAAAUGUCCCAAGAGACCGAACAUGGUUUGAAUCUAUUGUCACAAAAUUUCGUGAUUUUUUCCUUUUUUCCAAAAAGGUCUUGACAGAAGAAGAAAAGGCACAACCAGAAAUCAAGCAAGAAAUUGCACAACAUUUGCAAGACCAAAAAAAUCUUUCUUCUCGUGAAGGUAUUCGGUUUUACUCCCCCAUUUUUGAUCUUUUUUCUACUGUUCCUCCCUUUUGUUUCCCUCUCGAUGCAAUGCACUUAUUUCUAGAAAACGCUUGUAAGAGCAUGUUUUCCUACUUUUACGAUGAACAGGCUCUCUCGUUACUUCCCCCAGAUGACAUGGCAACUCUCAAGGAAACUAUUAUAAAAACGAGAGCUUUUGAUGGCUGGUGCAGCGAAAAGCUUGAUCCUGAAAAGUUUAUAGUAAAUUCAACAUUUGCUGGGAUGAAAUCAAACCAGUUCCUAGCUUUGUUGGACCUAUUCCCUAUUCUCUACAUGGAAAUCAAAGCAAGCCGUGAAGCAUUAUUGGUUUUUCUGUUUUUAAGUACUAUUUGCAAGGCUUUACUGGCUCAGGAAAUUGACUCUGGCUUUCUUCCUUCCUAUGACAAUAUGAUCAGAAUGACUGUUUUUCUCUAUGAGACGGUUUUUACAGGUCCCAUUCGUCCAUUUUGGAAUUUUGGCCAAGAGAGCACUUUCCAAUGGCUGAGAACAAGAGUUCGAAACAAAAGACAUAUCCUUCUUAGUAUCCAAAACCGUAUUGCACGGUUUUACAUUUUCAGUUGGCUGUUUCCUUCUGAACAUGGUAUUGUAUAUGGAUGCAAGACUUUGCGAGGCACAUCCAAGCUAUACCAGGAUGAUAGGAAGACAGAAAAGGAAGUGGUUGACCGCUCUGUCAUUGCCUUUUUGGCACGAGGGUCUUUCAAGAAACCUGGUGUUACACGCGAAAGCGUCCGAAACCAGGUCUCCUUGGAGUAUUCUGGAAGUAUGCAUCUGGCUUCUAGAAACUCGACAAUCGAAGAAGGCUCUAUAGUUCUUUUAUCUGCGUCAAGGGGGAACUCCUCUUUAUGCUUUUUAAAAGUUGUUUCCUUUGUCACUUGUUCAGCAAAAGGCAUACCACAGAGACUUGUGGUCGGCCAUAGGAUACCAUUAGAAGAUUUGCUAACCAUCGACAUCCCUACAGACUCGUUAGAAUUUCCUUGCAAUUCAUCUACAGGCAAGAGAACUGCUCAGGAGAGGGAGGAGGAUGAAUUUUAUGACAGAAUCACAACUUGUUUUUAUUACAUUAACAAACUUCCUAUGAAAAAGGGUGUUUCAACUUUCAAUAUUGAGCGGGUAUCGCAUCAAGUGUUUCUUUUGGAGAGUAGAAGGCGUGAUAACAAUGAUGUAUACACUUAUUUCUUGGAUAGUAACACAGCUUUUGUUCUUGGGAAUAACAAGCGUCGCUUUGACAGAGUAGUUUCGAUUUUCCAAAGGGAAGAAGACUUUAACAAGGACAUUGCUACACUUCUAAGACGUUCAGACAAGUAA
Magnusiomyces paraingens is the source of this 2271-nucleotide messenger RNA. RefSeq lists its product as uncharacterized. The record is from RefSeq and is a predicted model, not a curated record. The coding region runs from base 1 to 2271 and encodes 756 amino acids. The transcript has 2 exons. Lineage: Eukaryota; Fungi; Ascomycota; Dipodascomycetes; Dipodascales; Dipodascaceae.